AUGUCAAUUGCAAGGAAAACCAGUCGGGCGGACGAUACACUUAACCCCCCGGGAGCAGUUGCCAGGAAAACUAGCCGAUCAAGCGACACAUUAGCAGACGGUUCGAGACGUCGACGUGUUAGCAGAUACGAACCACCAACAGCAAAUCUGGCGACCUCCGAUAGAAGACGGAAAAUCAGCCGGGUAUAUCUCCCGUCGUUACACGGAUCAUCUCGUGGUCAGUAUGACGAUACAGACAUGACGCACAGCGAAACUUCGUACAUGCAGACGGGCCAAAGGCGAGUGGAAUGUGAGCCAACCUAUCGCAUGGAACCUUACAAAAAGUUCCGAUCACACGAAGUGGAAAAGGUGGCUACAGACGUGUUAAAAUCAUACCUGGAACACGAAGAAUAUGAUCCCGAUAUAAGCAGGGGCUUGUCUAAAGACCUGGCUAGAGUGAUUCUAGACCGCGUGAAGGCGCUUGGAUUCAAACGCUACAAGUACGUCGCCAUCGUCAGCAUAGGUAGCAUUAAAGAACGUCCGGGAAUGAAUUUUGGAAGUCGAUGUCUAUGGGAUCCUAAGUGGGACUCAUUCACAACAAUAAAAUACGCAAAUAGCUCACUCUUUGCCGUCGCUAUGAUAUAUGGUGUAUAUUUUGAAUAG
Messenger RNA from Saccoglossus kowalevskii, 642 nucleotides. Its product is annotated as tctex1 domain-containing protein 1-B-like. The record is from RefSeq and is a predicted model, not a curated record. NCBI's taxonomy places the organism in Eukaryota, Metazoa, Hemichordata, Enteropneusta, Harrimaniidae.